Aedes aegypti (yellow fever mosquito) is the source of this 955-nucleotide messenger RNA. Its product is annotated as chymotrypsin-2. The record is from RefSeq and is a predicted model, not a curated record. Gene Ontology annotation, biological process: proteolysis. The coding region runs from base 50 to 820 and encodes 256 amino acids. NCBI's taxonomy places the organism in Eukaryota, Metazoa, Arthropoda, Insecta, Diptera, Culicidae. Gene Ontology annotation, molecular function: serine-type endopeptidase activity. The transcript has 2 exons.
UCAAACUCAAACCAACAGGCUUAAUUCAGUAGAUUGAACUGUAAAAAGCAUGAUUCGUUUGAGCCUGCUUUUCGUGCUUCUCGGUGCCGCAGCCGUCUUUGGAGGCACUCUCUCCCCGGAGUUUCUUGAGUGGGAAGGCCGUAUUGUCGGUGGUUCAAAUGCCGUUUCUGGACAGUUCCCGUAUCAGGUUUCGCUACGCUCUUCUGCCAACACGCACUUCUGUGGUGCUUCGAUCCUCAAUAACCGUUAUGUUCUGACGGCAGCUCACUGCACUCAGGGACGUACUCUGGCCAAUACCCGUGUCGUCGUAGGGACUCAUUUGCUGAACAGCGGUGGCUUUGCCCACGCUUCAUCACGCAUCAUAAUCCACCCAUCGUACAAUCCCAGCACCCUGGCCAAUGAUAUUUCCAUGGUGCAGACUACCGUAGCCAUCGCUUUCAACCAGUUUGCUCAGCCUAUUGGUCUGUCAUCUACCUUCGUCAACACUGCUGCCGGAGCGGUGGUUACCGGAUGGGGUCAACUUGGGGCCAAUGCCGGCAUCCCAAAUAACCUGCAGUGGUUGAGAACCGACAUUAUCACUCUGGCUAAUUGCCGCAGUCGUCACUCGGCCGCAAACAGCGCCAGGGUCUUCGAUAACACCAUCUGUACGUUGAGCCCAGUUGGCAGGGGAAUGUGUAUGGGAGACGCCGGUGGUCCAUUGGUGCACGGAGGCCUCCAGCAUGGAAUCGUCUCGUGGGGCAUUCCUUGCGGUUUAGGAUCUCCUGAUGUGUUCGCUCGCACAUCUUCGCACAUCAAUUGGAUUCUGGCUAACGCGGUAUAACGAGCCUUGAUGCAAAGACUACCCACUAAAUGUGAAUCGAAAUUUCAAUGCCAAUAACCAUGAACUGCUUAUUCAGAAAAUUCGGUUGUAUAACGACAUUAGUUUAAAAUAAAGCGAGAAUAUUUGUAAAAUGUU